AUGGACCACACGUUCCUCGCCCAAUCCAUCACGUCGGCCGAUCCGUCCAUCGCGGCUUCGUGGGUCCAAUGGCGAAGUGAAGAUUCACAAACAACAUCAGACCGAGAUCCGACACCCACAACUGUAAACGAGGUCGAUCUGCCCACCAGUGCAAGCUCAACGGCGGUGGGGAGCUCAAACUCGACUCCUCCACCGCCAUUGUCUGCCUCGUCCCUGUCGAUGACCACCGUUCUCACAUCAUCGCCACUCUCAUUCCCUCCUUCUACUGUACCCUACAGCCCUCUGCCAACUUCGACCGAGACGUCCACGUCCGCAAGUGUAAACACCACCAUCACCUCACCGCCAUCCUCUGCCUACACCACAGGCAUAUACAUUGCUCUCGGGAUAUUCUUGUUCUUCGGCAUCAUGUGUGCUUUGGUCACCAGCCCUGUGACUGCUACUGCGAUCAAAGGGCUUCUCGGGAGGCGAGGAAGAGCUAGAGAGCAAUGA
Cladophialophora psammophila CBS 110553 is the source of this 489-nucleotide messenger RNA. RefSeq lists its product as uncharacterized. The record is from RefSeq and is a predicted model, not a curated record. The coding region runs from base 1 to 489 and encodes 162 amino acids. Lineage: Eukaryota; Fungi; Ascomycota; Eurotiomycetes; Chaetothyriales; Herpotrichiellaceae. The transcript has a single exon.